Molecule: messenger RNA, 688 nt
Organism: Momordica charantia (bitter melon)
Lineage: Eukaryota; Viridiplantae; Streptophyta; Magnoliopsida; Cucurbitales; Cucurbitaceae
Product: glutaredoxin-C6
Source: RefSeq, a predicted model, not a curated record
UUUGAUACUGGAAAAUAAUCGAUGACGUAAGCGACCCACUCCCCGACUCAAAAGAAAUGAUUUAUAAGAACUGGCUUGCCCCUUCGCAAAUUUAGAAUUCAGCUCUCUCUCUCUUCUCUCUCUCUCUCCCUCUAAAUUCUCCGGCCAUGGAGCGCUGCGCAAAUGGCGCCGUAUCCUCGGAAUUGGCUCUCUGUGCGACGUCGUCUUCGUCCCKGUCGAUCGACGUGGAGGAAUCCACGGCGGUGCGGAUCCGGCGGCUGAUAGCGGAGCAUCCGGUGAUCAUCUUCAGCCGCACCGCCUGCAGCAUGUGCCACGUCAUGAAGACUCUCCUGGCCACCAUCGGCGUCCAUCCCACCGUCAUCCAGCUCGACCACCACCACGAGAUGGCCGCCGUCCCUUCCUCCUCCGCGCCGGCGCUCUUCAUCGGCGGCGCCUGCUUCGGCGGCUUGGAGACCCUCGUCGCCCUCCACCUCAGCGGCCAUCUCGUUCCCAAGCUCAUCCAAGUCGGAGCUCUCUCGGUCGGACACGUGGAGUGUUGAAAGGGGAAAUCAGGAUUGGUGGUCAUGCAGGUGCCGGACAGAGGAUGGAUGCCGCUGUGGACUGUGGACUGGUGCUGGUGGGGGUAGUUUUGUAAUUAUUGGCUAAUUCUCUCGUCGCCACUGAAGAACGUGUGGGUGUCCUCCAAAAA